AUGGCAUUGUCUGAAUCAAAAUUUAGUUCCUCAUUCGAGGAGUCCACCACUACGUUUUGGCUAUCAUCCACAUCAGACUCUGAAAAGAUCCUUUCUGAGGUCCCUAAAACUGAGGGCUUCGAUCCAUCCAGGCAGAGGCGAGCCCAUCGGAAGUCAAAGGGAGGAUGUGAGAAUUGUAAAAAGCGGCGAGUGAAGUGCAACGAGAAAACUCCCUGCGCUAAUUGCGUCCGACGAGGACAACACUGUCAACGUAUUGCACAAUAUGACACGAUAAUCGCGAUUCCUACUGUGCCUACCACAAAGGUUCCACUUUUAGAGCUGAAGUGGAAAGAAGGCGAUGUUAAUCUUUUACAUUUGAGGCUCUAUCACCAUUUCCAGACCUCCACCAUCCAGACACUCAGGUUCUCACCUGAAGUCUGGGAAUAUGCAUUACAACUUUCAUUCCGGUUUGAUUUCUUAGCCAACGCUAUUUUGUGUGUUGCUGCGCGGCAUCUAUCUGUACUCUUGCCUGAAGACCCAUAUCUUUCGACAGCGGCCGCUACUCACUUGGGCCGUGCCUUGUCUCAGUUCCGUCACCAACUGUCCGGUAAUUUCAGGUCAACUUAUAUUGAUGUUUUUAUAGCAACUUCGCUGUUAUUACAGUAUGAAGUUUGGACUAACACCGACGAUUACGCAUCACCUCAAGAUAGCUCAGCAUCGUUUAACAUGCCAAGAGAUCAAAUUUUUGCUUUUUGCUCAAGUUUGAAGAAAAUGUUUCUCAAUUGCGUUCCAAUGAUAGGUGAUCAGCCAUCAGUGUUCAGACCAUACAUAAGGCAUGAUCCCAGAACUGUUCUUAUCAAGAAUGCUGAAAUCAGCAACAACACAUUGGACGCAUAUCAGACUACUUUUUCGUAUGGUCGUCCACUCAGUGAAAGUUCGUUCAAUCCGCGAAUUACCCAUAUUCGGGGCACGGAUUUGGUUACUUCAGAACAAUGGCAGCAUUCCACCUCUAAGACACUGGAAGUUGCAGAUCUGAUUGAGGAUUGCUAUAAACCCAUCAUCACUCAGCUCUGUCUCAUCCUAACCUUUCUUCCUGAGUCACAGCCGCCAGAUGCUGUUGUUAAAAGGGCACGGCCGUAUUCUGAACUAGUCAGACAUGUACUCUCAUUUCCAGUGACAUGUCAUGGCCCCUUCAAUUCCAUGAUCCAGCAGGGGGAUCCUCAUGCACUUCUGCUACUUUUCCAUUUCUAUCGUGCCGUGAGAAUCUUGAUUCCAGAAAACGAGUGCUGGUGGGUUCACAAGCGGGCAAGAGUGUCAGAAGUUGCUUUAAAAGCGUGGUUAAUGAGGCAAGUCACUAAACAGGGGGACAAUUCUUAA
This is a messenger RNA of Talaromyces marneffei, 1356 nucleotides long. RefSeq lists its product as uncharacterized. The transcript is spliced from 2 exons. Gene Ontology annotation, biological process: regulation of transcription by RNA polymerase II. The record is from RefSeq and is a predicted model, not a curated record. Lineage: Eukaryota; Fungi; Ascomycota; Eurotiomycetes; Eurotiales; Trichocomaceae. Gene Ontology annotation, molecular function: zinc ion binding; DNA-binding transcription factor activity, RNA polymerase II-specific. The coding region runs from base 1 to 1356 and encodes 451 amino acids.